GUAUAAAACCCAAGCCAACUGACGAAAGUGAUGAAGAUGAAGUUGCUGCUAAUCAUCGUCGUCGGCGUUGCUCUUUUUGCGAAAGGUACGGGUUCGUUUUAUUACAGUUCAUAUGUAUGCCGAGAUAAGCAGAAGGCGAGGCCAUUUUUCGCUAUUUAUGAAUUAGAAUAUUAGCCUCGCCUUGGCUGCAUUGCUCUCAAAAAGUACGUCUCGGCAAUUGAUACAAUUAUAGCGCUCACUAGAAGAAGAAGUUAACCCUUUUAUGAGAUUUUCUUUUCUUUCAUUUAUCCAGUUUCCAAAAGAGCAAAUGACAAAAUAAUUUAAAGAUAGAAUGUUUAUAAUAUGGCAUCCUUGAUAUUUUAAAAUCAUACAUGUUUUAAGAACCUCAACACUCGCUGUCUUAUCCCACCCAGACGACAAACUAAACUGUCUUCCCCUUUUUUAAGGAAAAGUUGUUACCUAUUAUGUUUUGAGAAUGACACUGCUAAGAGGAGAAAUAAAUUCAGAAAUAUCAGAAAUUAAAAGGAGUAAGUUCUAUGAAAACGUCACAUGUUUGCCCUAGCUUCAUUAACGGAAAGAAACAUUCAGGCAAAUUACAUGUAUUUUACCGCAACCAAUUUUUCUAGGAAAAACAAUUUUUAUGAAGAACAUUUUUAAAAUGUUUUUCAUCAGUUGCGAAAUAAUACUUUACUGAGGCUUAGUCAGUAAUUUGGACAAGUCCAUUUUCACUAACUAGUGUUAAGAAAACAAUGGAAUGAAUUUCACCUUCGUUUGCAUUUUUGGAAAUUCAUUAUUGACGACAUGUACAAUUUACAUAUCCGACUGAACUUCAAACGUUCCAUAGGUCCGUGGUGGAGACAUCGUGUCGGCUCAACGACCGCGAAAUUCAGGAGCUUAAUCUGGAUGCUCUCCUAGCCCUGAUGCCCUAUCGUCGAUUUUCGUGCUUGGUUAUCAAUAAGACUUGACAUUUAGGGGCAGAAAGACAGACCUUUCAAUAUUGCUUGCUUUACAAUGGUUUUGGCAAUUUUGCUUGCUUACUCUACAAUGCACUUAGGAAUAGUGAAUAAGGAGAAAAAGGGGCAGAGGGCUGUGCCAGUGUUUUUCCUGACUAGAAUGCAUAGGAGCUUGAGUUCGAGUUUGUACUAUUUUUGGUACUUUGUAUUAGGUGCGGGCGGUCAGUGGACCGUAAAGGCGCUUGGUUUUCGGUAUCGCCAUGUUUAUUAGAGAAAUUAUAGCAGCGGGCGUCCGUCUGUCUUGUGAGAUAACGGUAGCACCAAAAUUGGUCAAAGUCACUCCUGUUAUGCAUCAGUCUAUUCCGGGUGCGCCCAUGACCCCCAGGGGUAACCUUCGGGCAUUGGCAUUUUUUUUCCCAUAGAUGGCAAAGAGGUCUUCUGUCCUUGAUUCUUACGUAAUCUUCUUUCCUUUCUGACGGUUGAAAAUCAAUAUACAGAACUUUGUAUUCCUAUCCAGUUUCGAAGAACGGUUUCGGCGAUAUUCGUUUGUUAAAUUUCCAACAGCACGGUUGGAGGUUAUUUUCACCAGCAUAUAUUCAUUAUAUUCCUUGAAAAAAAUAAGCAAGUUAUUGAUAUUAGUUUAGCAUUUCUAGCAAUUAUGCCUAAUAAGACUUCACCUUUUAUGUUUUGGUCCCAGCUUGGUCGAUCACGUGUCAUCGUUGUGGUGGUUCGGUGCCCAGCUGUAAGGUUGCCGGCUCUGCAACAGUGGAAUGUGAAAGCCCCUUCAUGCCGGACUCAGUCUACGCCUGUCAAAUUUACACAGUAAAUUACACCUCAUUUGAUACGGUCCAGGAGUUUAAAGGCAAGGGCGAUUUUAUAUACUGUAACUUUGCAAAAGGGCAAGUCAGGUAGAUUUUUCAUUUUCGUUCAGUCUACGCCUGUCAAAUUUACACAGUAAAUUACACCUCAUUUGAUACGGUCCAGGAGUUUAAAGGCAAGGGCGAUUUUAUAUACUGUAACUUUGCAAAAGGGCAAGUCAGGUAGAUUUUUCAUUUUCGUCAUGAUAAUGUAAGAAAGUCAUUUUAUUGGAAAGAAAAUGUCCUUAAUCAAGGCGAUGACUUUCAAUUCAUCGGCGUUCUUCGUGGACACUAGAAUAUCUUUAAAGUAACAAAAACUUCUUUGUGGUCAAGUCAGACCAGUAUAAUUUAAAAAAUAUAACUUUUUUUCAUUAUCCUCAAGCAAAUUUAGGGGUGAAACGUCAGACGAGUUUCUCGCGAGUGAUGAGCGCGGCGCAACGCAAAGGCAACUAAAAUGCAAGGAAAAAGCAGACGUUAAAUCACGUUCGGUUCCAUGCCAACACGGCUCAGUUACCUUCCUCGGGUUCGCGUUGGACGUACGACGUGUAAGCAUAUAAUGUUACUUUGAAUUCAAUGAGUGACAAUGCAACUGACGAAUGAACUUUAUCUAAUUCCUUGUUUCACAGGUUGUUGCUUGUACGAGGAUUGCGAUAAAAACCCAUGCGACCAGUUGGGUAACAAAGGCGCAGUUUGCUCCAAGAUGGCCAGCUGUCAAUCAGACAAAUGUAAUUUUGACUACAAAACUGCAAAGGCCUCCCAGCGCCCAACGCUGCCUUCAAGAGCUAGCAGAAAAUUUCUCACUGCUUCUGUGAUAACCCUUAUUCUCACAGCUCUUGCCUUUCUGCAUCAGUGCAACUGCUAAGUAUAACACAGCCGGUCC
This is a messenger RNA of Porites evermanni, 2690 nucleotides long. Lineage: Eukaryota; Metazoa; Cnidaria; Anthozoa; Scleractinia; Poritidae. The record is from the annotation of a GenBank genome assembly.